AUGAAUGUCUCGCCGCGAGGAAGAAACAGGGCCGCAUGUCGACGAUGUCAAAGGCGCAAGAUUCGCUGCAACGGCGAUACUCCCACUUGCGGUGCUUGUCGCAAGGCCAACGUACCAUGUGUCAAUGAAGGCAAACAAGAAGUGAAUCGUACAUAUAUUGCCAACUUGCAACGGCGGGUCCAGUGGCUAGAGUCGCUCGUCAGAGAGCAAAGGGCUGAUGUCUGUCUCGAGGAUGGGCCACCUUUGACUGUUAAUGAAAUCCAACCCAAUGAGAAUCACGGAGCAUCUGCCGGUGACCAACAUACAGGAGUCGCGAUUGCUCGUCCGCAGGCGCAACUGGUGCCCACGAGGAAUGAUUCGGACUCACAGCCUCAGUCGAGGCAAGCUCACGAGAUCGGCCUCGUUUCGUUAUCGUCAGGCACGGUGCCACGAUACAUUGGCCCUUCUAGCGGCUAUUUUCUCGCCAGUCUUGUCUUUUCCAAUGCUGGCCGUCGAUCACAGCCACCCGGCAAUCCCAACGGCACAAACUUGGUCUCGUUGUCAUCGGACUUAUUCAACAGUCAUGCUUCGCUUCCCUCUCGGAAAAAAGACGCGAUUGAGAUUUCAUCUAAUUACUUCUCGACCGUCCAUUUACUCUAUCCUUUCCUCCAUGAGCCCUCACACAUGCAGCGUCUGGACAGGGUAUACGCGACAGAAUCGUCCCCGGAUCUUGUACCCUCGGAUGCCUUCCAGGUGUACAUGGUGCUCGCAAUAGCCGCAUCCGACCUUUCUCGCCGCCUCAAGCUUUAUUUACCUGCCGAAGGCUAUUAUACAAGCGCAGCUUCUUAUUUUGAGCGAGCGUGUGCUGACGGGUCCAUGGAGAGUCUUCAGAGUCAACUUCUUCUCAUGGUGUACGCUCUACACAAUCCGUCGUGCGAUGUCAAUGUCUGGGGGUUGAAUUAUCAAUGUCUAGCCUCUUUGAUUGACCUGGGGCUUCAACGCGAUGUGCGCGCCUCUUCAAACUUUCAGAUUUCAUUACUAGAGCAAGAGAUGAGAACCCGAAUCUUCUGGGUUGUAUACACCUUUGACCGCGCGCUGGGAACAAUGAUGGGACGACCUAUCGGUGUGAGGGACGAGGCCUGUGAGCUUCGUCUCCCCUCUGAUAUAUCUGACGCCCAGCUUGCGCUUGCCAGUGACCUGGUUGAUGAAAGACCUGCCGACCAUCCCCCAUCCCACAUGACUUUCUCGAUUCACCUUUUCAAGCUAUCGCGGCUGAAUUCAGAGAUCAAAUAUGUUAUGCACAGUAUCUGCCGUGAUCCACCUAGCUAUGCGUAUCCUCCGAUUCUCAACAUUCAUCAAUGGCAGAAGGACAUGGCCCAACGCUUAGAAGUGUGGCGCACGCAAGUACCUCGUUCUGCUGAGCAUCCCGUGAUCUUCCAGCUAUGUGAAUGCAAAUAUCACGAAAUGAUGAUUCUCUUGCUCAGACCCAGCCCUGGGAUUCCCGACCCUCCGGAGGACUCAUUGAAGGAGUGUUUCCAGCAUGCGACACACCUCAUCCGUGGAUUUGGAGACCUCUACAAGCAAGAUACACUCCUUUACAGUAGAUUUGUUGUGCACUCGAUCUUCCUGAGCACACUUUUGAUGCUUCAUUGUCUCUGGAAAAUACCACGACUUGCAUCGCAGGUGCAGGUUCCCGACGUGGUCGCCGACACGGGAAUCGCAACAAGUCUACUCAGCGGUAUCGGUGAACACUGGGCCGAGGCUACCAGGGCAAGGGAUUGUAUUCAGGAGCUUUCGAGCGCCACGAUCCAGCGCCUUCUUCGAUUCCGAGCGCCCGAUCUGUCAUCCCGCAUGGUGCAAUCCUCGCCUACUGCAGGGACCACUGCCGCGCCGAGUGAUACAUGUACAUUGAGUGCAUCAUCGACAGCUCGGGCGGACGGUCCUUUCAGUGGAGCACCGACUGAUCUUCCUCUGCAUGCAACCUUUCAAGGAGCAGAGGACUUGAGUGUCAAUCACGCGGGCUGGGUGGAUGAUUCAUGGUCGGGACUGGUCAUGGAUUUUGCGGGGGCUUCUGACUUUGACAGUUUUGUUCGACAGUACUUGGAUCCCGCUUCAGGCUUGUUUGGGUGA
Penicillium oxalicum is the source of this 2109-nucleotide messenger RNA. Its product is annotated as Zn(II)2Cys6 transcription factor domain-containing protein. Bases 1 to 2109 code for a protein of 702 amino acids. Gene Ontology annotation, molecular function: sequence-specific DNA binding; DNA-binding transcription factor activity, RNA polymerase II-specific; zinc ion binding. Gene Ontology annotation, biological process: positive regulation of transcription by RNA polymerase II; DNA-templated transcription. The transcript is spliced from 3 exons. NCBI's taxonomy places the organism in Eukaryota, Fungi, Ascomycota, Eurotiomycetes, Eurotiales, Aspergillaceae. The record is from RefSeq and is a predicted model, not a curated record.